AUGUCAGACCCACCCCCAGUCGCCACCUCGGAAGCAGUCUCGUCCCCCACCCCGCUGGACACCGCCGACAAGCUGGCUGAAGAACCUAUCCUCCACAAGAAGCAAAGCGGUAGCCAGGAUGACGAGGGGCUGGCGGAUGAUCUUGAGAAGAUGCUGGAGGAGCUGAAGGGGAGCGGAACAGAAGCAGAGAGGGCUGGAGAAGAAGAGGCGAAAAAGCAAGAGGAGGCAAUCGAGGCUCCGGAAUCUACCGACCUUUUCGAGGCAACUGAGAAAGCUCCCGGAACCAAGACAGAAGAGGAAUUCGCUGGACAAGCUGAACUGGCAACACAGGAAGAAGUGGUAGGAGAACCGCAGGCGGAGGCCGCAGUUGCAACAGUACCAGAGCCAGAGACGAAACUGGAAGUAGAAUCACCAGCUGGAACAAGAAAGGAAGUUGACCAAGAGGAGGAGAGUAUGGCAGAAUCCAGCGCGGCACUCGCGGUCGCUGUUCCUACAGCACACGAAGCCGAACCAGCCACUAGCAUUGAUCCCGCUGAGCUGGUGGCAAGGGACUUGGGCCUGGUAGAGAAGGAGGCUGUGGAAGUGCCAAUUGUGCCCGCGCCGGUGGCAUUAAACACUGAAGCUGUGGAAGCAUUCGACUCGAAGAAAGCGGAAGCAGAGAAGGAGGUCGAAGCGAAGCGGUCCAGCGUAGGGCCUGUUUAUGUGGCUGAAGAUGUUCCCGAGCCCUCCAAACGUGCUCUCGCACCAUCACCCAUUGAGAUCCCCAGCAAAGAAGCUUUGAACUCCCGCCAUGCUGCCGACGAUCUUCACGCCCCAGACUCGCCCACGACUUUCCUCAUUUCCUCCCUCCGCUCUCAACUCUUGUCCCUCUCCGACCAAACUCACGCCCUCAACGCCAAAUUGAUCGCGUCCAUCUCGCGUUCUGCCGACCUUGAGGACGAGCUACAUAAUGUACAAGACGAACAUGUGGCUCUCGGAGAAAAGGCCAAGUCCCUGGAGGAGCAGAGAGAUCGGUGGGAGGAUAGUAUGAAGACGGGGCUAUUGGUGGAAAGAGAUCAGAUCAGGGAUGAAAUGCAAAGGCUGGCAGCCGGGCUUGUCGAAGAGGAGCGACGAAGAGGAAGCGCCGAAGAGAGAAGAGAGCAGGUCGAGAACGAGGUUGAUGACUUGACCGCCAAGCUGUUUGACCAGGCCAACACUAUGGUGGCUAGUGAGCGAAUGUCUCGAGCACAGGCAGAGGCCCGCUUGAAGUCAACAGAAGAGAACUUGGCUAACGCCGAAGCUGUCGUUCAAGCCAUGCAGCUUCAGCUCCAGAACAUGUCCUCUUCGGCUCUCUCUGGACCCUCCGAGGAUUCGACAAAGUCAAAGAUUACGCGGAGAUUCAUCUCUUCCCACAUCCCGUACUCCGAAUUCCUCACAUUCCUGCAAUACCUCCGAGCUGCCAGACCUUUGCCUGACCAAUUGAGACUGGCGGCGGGACCCCCUCUCAUCACCAACCUCCUCACCCACAAUUUCGUGGCCAGGAUCUUGUCUGAAGACCAAGAACCCACUCUCCGUCUCGAAGCAGCUCCUGCCCUGAGCAUCUUUUCCCGACGCUCAGUGGGUGCAGCGAUCAUCUCGGGCGAUUUGGUCAUCGAACCCGUGUCUUUGCACCACGUUCUGACGAGCACGGGUGCCAAGUGGGAUGAUCUGUCUUGCAGCAUGUGCGGCAAGAAAGUUUUUGGCUUCAUCCCUCCCAGUCCUGCGCCUGGGGGCCACUUUGGUACACCCGUACCCCACCCUCAGCGCAGUAGCGCAUCAGGCGCAUCGCGCUUCUCCCUCAAACCCUUCUUCAACUCGUCCUCCACCCCUCCCCCUCCGGGCCCUUCACCAACCGCGUCUCCUCUCACAUCCCCUGCCCCUGGAUCAACAGUACACCACUCCACCGCUGUGUUCAUCUUCCGCAUCACUCGUUCUCAAGGCGGUGCUACCACCCCAUCAGGAGAGAAGGAAAAUUCCAAGCUGUAUCCGCUUUGUAAGAGCGGGUGGUGCUUGGAGAGGCUGAGGGCAACGUGUGAAUUGUGGCACUUUGUGAAGAAUGGGAUUGUACAUCAGGUUUGGGCGAGUGAAGAUGGUACUUUGACGGAAGUGACUACUGCUGUUGAGACUGUCGCCCCUGUUGCGCCUGCUGUAGAAGUUCCCCCGUCGUCUGUGGCUGCUCCGUCAGAAGCAUCGUCUACUGCCCCCGCCGCUGCAGAACACAUUCAGCCACCGCCCCUCCCCGCGCGCAAAAAGUCCUGGGGUCUUGGGCUUUGGCGUACAAGCGACUCUGCUUCUGACGCCCAAUCGCCCAAAGACGAAGACGGACUGGAUAAGAAGGACGAUGACCACUCGGAGGUGGGAAGCGUGGGUGCGGAGAAGGAUGAUGUCUACGGUCCGCAUAUCGUAGAAGAGGCGACGAGAAAGGCGGAGGAGAAGGAGAGGAAGGAGAAAGAGGAGAAGGAGCUGGCUGAGAGCGCGGUGGAAGGGAAGGCGAAGGCCGAAGAAGCUGUCCUCGAUGAAAGUGCAGUAGCAGAGGGAGAAGAGCCAAAGCCAGUAGAGAUGUCGCGAAACAACUCUGGCUCGGACGCUUCUUUCGCCACGCCGAAGAGCGAGGCUGCUGAACUCCCGCCUGUGGACGAGGCUUCUGUGGAGGAGGUGAAGGAAGAGACCGGACCGGAUGCCGAAGUUGAGAAGAAGGAAGAGGAGGCAGAGUCAAAGAAGGAACAAGUCAUUGACAUCACUACCCCUACCAUCUCUUCCACGCCCCAGCUUGGCGGCUCGCCUGUUACUCCCAUCGGGUCUACUCCUCCACCUGUACCCAAGAGGGCUGCUGCCCGCAACAGACUUUCGCAGCUUGGGGUCAGCAGUAACGGUGGGAGCACUUCUAGCUUGGUUGAAGAGACCAAGGAGAGUGAAAAGGUCGAAGAGACCGAGUCGAAGGAAGAUGGUUCCUCUGAGGAUAAGAAGUCCAUUCUGCCUCCGCCCCCUCAUCACCCCAAAACAUUCGCCAACUACCCACCUCCUCCUCCUCGUCGUGGUCUUUCCGAUGCGCCUCUUGCGCCUCCCCCUCGCCGCCGUGUACAUUCUCAACAGGCGGUAGCGGAAGCGGAGGAGAAGAAGGACAAGACGUUCUGUGCCGAUGGGAGUCAGGAGGGGCAGAAGGAGAGCUGGGAGGAGAAGACGUGGAAGGGGGUGGUGAGGCUGAAAGAAAACAUGUGGAAAGCCAGAGUGGGGGUUGUCGACGAGGAGUAG
Cryptococcus wingfieldii CBS 7118 is the source of this 3270-nucleotide messenger RNA. RefSeq lists its product as hypothetical. Gene Ontology annotation, molecular function: guanyl-nucleotide exchange factor activity. NCBI's taxonomy places the organism in Eukaryota, Fungi, Basidiomycota, Tremellomycetes, Tremellales, Cryptococcaceae. Gene Ontology annotation, biological process: exocytosis. Gene Ontology annotation, cellular component: cell tip; Golgi to plasma membrane transport vesicle. The transcript is spliced from 6 exons. The record is from RefSeq and is a predicted model, not a curated record. The coding region runs from base 1 to 3270 and encodes 1089 amino acids.